This is a messenger RNA of Trichosurus vulpecula (common brushtail), 3713 nucleotides long. RefSeq names its product zinc finger with KRAB and SCAN domains 5 (gene ZKSCAN5). The transcript is spliced from 7 exons. The record is from RefSeq and is a predicted model, not a curated record. Gene Ontology annotation, biological process: regulation of transcription by RNA polymerase II. Lineage: Eukaryota; Metazoa; Chordata; Mammalia; Diprotodontia; Phalangeridae. Gene Ontology annotation, molecular function: RNA polymerase II cis-regulatory region sequence-specific DNA binding; DNA-binding transcription factor activity, RNA polymerase II-specific. The coding region runs from base 355 to 2865 and encodes 836 amino acids.
CUGCGGAUAUUUUAGAUCCUGUGUCACUGGGGCUGGGUCACUUCCCUGGGUUGAUGACCCGAACCUUUUAAUGGGGCUGCGCAGUUUCUACUGGGAAAGUAUAUCCGGGGUCUUUCAAGUCUUAUCUUAAACAGGAACGAUUUUUUUUUUCUUUUUUCGUCCCUUGUGGAGCUCCAGGGCCAUUUGGAAUUGCCAUUUGGGAUUUGGCCCACAAAUAAGAAAGGAUCAGCUUGUCUGGAUAGUUAUUUGUUGCAUUCUACCUAAAGUGCCAUUCAAGACUUCUCUUAGGAGCAGAAGUGGGUUUGAUCUCCACAGGUCAGACCUUACAGGGAAGCAUUCCUUUGGGUGUGAAUCAUGCCCAGAGAGUCAAGAGAAGCGGCAGCCCUAUCCACUACAAUUCAUCCUCCACAGGAGCAAGAAGGACUUCUGAUAGUGAAAGUGGAGGAAGAAGAUUGUACCUGGAUGCAUGAGAAUACGCUUCCCAGUAUGGAGACCUUUAACCAGCGUUUCAGACAGUUCCAGUACUAUGAAGCAUCCGGGCCCCGGGACGCUCUCAGCCAACUAAGGGUGCUCUGUUGUGAGUGGCUGAGGCCCGAGAUGCACACAAAAGAACAAAUCCUAGAGCUGCUAGUUCUGGAACAGUUCUUGGCCAUCUUGCCUGGGCAGCUUCAGGCGUGGGUGAGACAACAUCAUCCAGAAAGUGGGGAGGAGGCUGUGGUUUUGUUGGAGGAAUUACAGAGAGACUUUGAUGAACAAGGAGAAGAGGUUGCUGCCUAUCCAGAAGUACCCCUUCAGGAAAUGAUGCAACAGAGAAUGGUGCAGGAGUCCCUGAAUGUCCAGCUCCAUCCCAUGGACACCCAGUCUGAGAGUGGUCCCCAGAAACCUCUCUCCUUAGAGGCAAAUGCUCUGCCUGUUUCCCAGAUUCCGGCUGUUCCUCAGAAGGGAAAUCUUAGAGACCAGCAGAUGGCAGCUGCAUUUCACAUGACUGGGGCCCAAACAUUGGUGAAAAUUGAGGAUGUGGCCGAUGUGGCUGUAUCUUUUAUCCUGGAAGAAUGGGGGCAUUUGGACCAAACUCAGAAGGACCUCUCUAGGAAUGACAGACAGGAGAAUUAUGAGACUUUUACCUCAGUGGAUUAUGAGCCCAGGAAUGAGAAUAUGGAGCUGAUUGUAAAGCAGGAAAUUUCUGAAGAAGCAGAAUCACUCUGGAUGACCCCAGGAAGUAUCCAAAAGAAUGAUUCUCAGGAUCGAGAAUAUGAAGAACUCUCUAACUAUGGAAGCCACUUAGAAAGACAACAGGAAAAUUAUACAGUGGAUAAACCAAAGCAAUGUCCUUCCCAGAAAAGGGGUUUCAGGGAUAUUAUAGACAUUAAUAAAAAACAAACCAUGAGGGUGGAAAAAGGUCAUAAAUGUAAUGACUGUGGCAAAUUCUUCCUUCAAGCCUCAAACUUUAUUCAACAUCGGCGAAUCCACACUGGCGAGAAACCAUUUAAAUGUAAUGAAUGUGGGAAAAGCUAUAAUCAGCGUGUGCACCUUACUCAGCAUCAGAGAGUCCACACUGGUGAGAAACCAUACAAAUGUCAGGUGUGUGGAAAAGCUUUCCGUGUGAGCUCACAUCUUGUUCAGCAUCAGACUGUCCACAGUGGAGAGAGGCCUUAUGGAUGUAAUGAGUGUGGGAAAAGCUUCGGUCGGCAUUCACAUUUGAUCGAACACCUGAAACGCCACUACAGAGAGAAAACCCGUCAAUGUGGUGAGAAAAGGAGUAAGAACAUGAAGGUCCUAAAGAAGAAAAUUUCUGAUGCCACAGAAACAUACAGAGACAUAUCAGCAAAAAUUCAAAAGGAUGUUCCACAAGGUCAGGAGUUUGGGGACAGCCGUGAACAUGAAGGCUGGUUAGAUAGGCAACAGGGAAAGCUCACAGGGAUGAUACUGGGGAAACCCCCUUCACAGGAGAGAAGUUUUAGAGAAAUUAUAGAUAUCCACAAAAAAACUACGGGAGAGAGACCACAUAAAUGUGAUGAAUGUGGGAAAAGCUUCAUUCAGAGUGCACACCUCAUUCAACAUCAGCGAAUACACACUGGGGAGAAACCCUUUAAAUGUGAUGAAUGUGGGAAAAGUUAUAAUCAACGUGUACACCUUACUCAGCAUCAGAGAGUCCACACAGGGGAAAAACCCUAUCAGUGUCCCUUGUGUGGAAAAGCUUUCCGGGUCAGGUCGCAUCUUGUUCAACAUCAGAGCGUUCAUACUGGAGAGAAACCCUUUCAGUGUAAUGAAUGUGGGAAAAGCUUUGGGCGGCGCUCACACCUAGCUGGACAUCUAAGACUCCAUUACCGUGAGAAACCAAACCAGUGUCAUGAAUGUGGGGAAAAUUUCCAUCAGUAUAACAGCCUAAUUGAGCAUCAGAUGAUUCAUAGAGGCCAGAGUCCUCAGGAAGAUGGCACUUGUGGGAAAGCGUAUGGUUGGAAUUUAUCAUUGGUUGAAAAUAAGGAGGUACUUAUGGAAGAUAAACCCUAUAAAUGUGAUAUAUGUGGGAAAGCUUUUUGUUACAGUUCACACCUUGUUCAGCAUCAUAGAAUGCACACUGGAGAGAAACCCUAUGAAUGUGAUAUAUGUGGGAAAAACUUUGGCCAGCGUUCUCACUUAACUCAACACCAGAAAAGCCACUCCUGCAAGAAACCUCAUCAGUGUAAUGAAUGUGGGAGAGCCUUUGCACUAAAGUCACAUCUUAACCAACAUCAGAGAAUACACACUGGUGAGAAACCCUUUCAGUGCAAGCAAUGUGGAAUGAGUUUUAGUAGGAGUUGCAGCCUCAUAAAACAUUUGAGAAGCCAUGAGAGGACAGACCCCAUAAGCAGCUUCAGCACGUAAACAACUUCAGUUUGGAGAAUAAGUUUUAUUCAACUUUAGAGAACUUCUCCCAUAGAAAACCCUUAUUAGUGUAAUGAAUGUAGUAACAAUAUUUAGUUGCAAUUCAGACUUUUAUUUACAUUUUCUAUUUAUUGUUUGGAGGAUCUACAUUGAAGAAAAAGAUUCAUUGUUAAGAUUGGGAAAUACGUCACUUAGGUUCACCUAAAAUAAGGCAGCCUAAAAGAAUGUGAUGGAUGAGUGAAAGCAUUUGAAUGACACUCUUGUCCAUGACCUUUAGAGAAUAGACGCUGGGGAGAAUGAUCUUGAAUAUGAUAGACUUGAGUCUAUUCAUUCGUAGUGCCUGCUUUAAUUCACAUCAAGGAUUCCAUAUAGGUCGAGACAGUGAAUCAGUUAAACAAGUCUUACACAGGCUAUGAGAUAAAAUCCUCAUUACUGAGCUCCUUCAGAAGAAAUCUUUUAACCUAUGAAGGGCUCUAGUUGAAUCCUAAUUUGAACAUUAAACACUUUAAAAAGAAGUUGGCUUAGGGUGUCUGUGUUUGGGGACUUGGGAGCCCAAAAGGCUGGUAAACCAUCUCAAGCACUUCGUUUAUUAAAAGACUUCUUCAUGAGACCCAAUCCACAUUUUAUUGCUCAGGUCAGAAUAGAUAUUAGAAAGGAGACUUCAUACUAAGCGAUCUAGGGCCCGACUGGAUAUUUAGCUAAUAUUUAAGCAGCAGAGGGGAAUGACAUAGUGUGGCUGAGUGGUCUAAAGCGCUAGAUUAAGGCUCAAGUUUCUUCUGUGGUCUGAGUUUGAAUCCCAUCAUUAGGAAUGGACCUGUAAGUCAUUUUUACAUUUGGGGGCAAUUCUG